Molecule: messenger RNA, 727 nt
Organism: [Candida] anglica
Lineage: Eukaryota; Fungi; Ascomycota; Pichiomycetes; Serinales; Debaryomycetaceae
Source: the annotation of a GenBank genome assembly
CCCUGCCCGGGGAGGGCCACUGCGUGGAGCCUGGCUCCUCUACGAGGAGACCUCCCGUAGUCAGGGCUUUCCUCGAUAGAGGAACAUGGCCUCCACGGCUAGUGGCCCACGGAGUGCCAGCGGAGCGGCUCACAGACCCCGUAGGGUGGGACUACUCUGCGGGGCAGCAGGACGCUCCGCUGGGCCCCUGCUCGGGGAGAGCCACUGCGUGGUGCCUGGCUCCUCUACGAGGAGACCUCCCGUAGUCAGGGCUUUCCUCGAUAGAGGAACAAGGCCUCCACGGCUAGUGGCCCACGGAGUGCCAGCGGAGCGGCUUGCUGACCCCGUAGGGUGGUACUACUCCCUUCCCUGCGGGGCAACAGGACGCUCCGCUGGCCCCUGCUCGGGGAGAGCCACUGCGUGGUGCCUAGCUCCUCUUGGACCAAUUGGACCUAGUCCGGUCUUUCCUUGUCAGAGGAACAUGGCCCUCACGGCCAGUGGCCCACGGAGUGCCAGCCGAGCGGCUUGCAGACUCCGUAGGGCUGUCCUCCACUCACUUCCCUAUGUGACCUUCCGCCCAGUCUUCCUCUCUUCCUCUAAUACGUUGUACAUACUUCGCACCACCUUGCUAGUACCAUCGGUCCAAAAGUCGGUGCAAAGUUGUACUUUAACUGUUUUUUUUUUUUUUGCACCCAAAAUAAAAUUGGUGAAAAUGUUCUCCCCUCUCUAGCGGCCCCUCGCAACCUCC